This is a messenger RNA of Clavispora lusitaniae ATCC 42720, 687 nucleotides long. RefSeq lists its product as uncharacterized. Gene Ontology annotation, molecular function: oxidoreductase activity, acting on single donors with incorporation of molecular oxygen; zinc ion binding; ferrous iron binding. The record is from RefSeq and is a predicted model, not a curated record. NCBI's taxonomy places the organism in Eukaryota, Fungi, Ascomycota, Pichiomycetes, Serinales, Metschnikowiaceae.
AUGAUACUUAAUUCUGUGCUCAUAUAUACUGUCCCAAUUCUUCUUGGUUAUAUGAUCUUCAAAAUGGCUCUGAAAUCUGCUGUUGAACAAGUUGCUAGUACUGGUGCUUCUGCGGCGAAAAGCGCCAUUCCCAACCCAAAGCCGUUCCCCGCUUUUUUCUUUUCCCAUGGUGGCCCUACGUUUAUGUAUGGAAACGAAGACUCGGACUUAGGUGCAUUCAACAAGAUCAAGGACAUUGGCGCCCAAAUCAAAAACGAAUGGAAACCCGACUACAUUAUAGUUGUGUCGGCGCACUGGCAGCUGAAGUCGCCAAAGCUCAUUGAAGUGGCUGUCCCAAGCUCGAAUGGAUCCCAGGAUUUACAAGAAAACCUGUUGAUCUACGAUUUCUAUGGCUUUCCUCGCUACAUGUACACGGAACAGUUCCACACGAUGAACUCUAGAUUUGUCUCGGAGCAGAUCAGCCAGCAAUUGAAGCUGAGCGGAUUUGACUCGAGAUUAACCACUCGCGGAAUUGACCAUGGAACUUGGGUCCCUUUGAAAGUUGCAUUUUCCGAGUACAAUGCAUUGAAACCAUUGCCCAAGGGAGAGAAGCCACAGCUUGAUCUUCCUGAACAUCUUUGGUGCAAGUUUCUCUCCCUGGAUGGGACGAUGACUUCGAGUCACAGUUCAAGUUGGGUCAGGCUUUGA